This is a messenger RNA of Trypanosoma conorhini, 1056 nucleotides long. RefSeq names its product putative mitochondrial carrier protein. Gene Ontology annotation, molecular function: guanine nucleotide transmembrane transporter activity. Bases 1 to 1056 code for a protein of 351 amino acids. NCBI's taxonomy places the organism in Eukaryota, Euglenozoa, Kinetoplastea, Trypanosomatida, Trypanosomatidae. Gene Ontology annotation, cellular component: mitochondrion. The transcript has a single exon. The record is from RefSeq and is a predicted model, not a curated record.
AUGCCCGCCGUCCAAACAAACCCGCCAGCAACGCCGCCGGGCCCUCGCUCCGGCGAGAACAAAGGUUUUUUGUACAAUUUAGUCUUUGGCCCCGGCGGUGCCGCCACCGUCGCAGGGUCGUGUGAGAUCGUCAUAUUUCAUCCCUUCGACACAACGGCGAAGCGGCUCAUGUCGCACCACCACACGGUAUUCGACCCCACCUCCUUGUCGCAGACGUGGCGGAACUUUAUUCAGGUUGUGUUUCGUGGCAUUGAGAAAAAUAAGCCCGCCGGCGCGCGCGUCACGUUCUUUGAUCGCGUGUGGCAUUUGUACCCUGGCAGCGCAUACGCGGUGGCGUACAAGGUGCUGCAGCGCUUCAUCAAAUUCGCUGGCCAGCCGUACAUGCGGGAAUUUUUGGAGUAUAAGUUUGGGCGUCUCUCCUUGGGCGAUGCUCAGCAGCAAGCGCGGCAGAAGGGCACCCGCCACAAGAAGAACCACGGGGCAAUGCUGCUGGAGGCCACUGCGGGUUGCCUCGUCGGCCUCUGCGAGGUGGUACUCCUGCCUAUUGAUCGGAUGAAGGUGCUGAACCAGACCAAUAGGGGCGCCAUUCAAAACCGCACCUUUUUUACGAUCCUCCGUCAAGAAGGGAUUGUUAAGAUGUACGCCGGCAUCGGAACAACCGCGGUGCGCAAUGCCCCUGGCUCCUUUCUCUUGUUUGGGGGUGCUGCCUGUACCAAGGACUACGUGUUUAAGCUGGAGAACUACGGCGAUGCGACUCUUCUGCAGAACUUUGUGAGUUCCACGGUGGGCAGCUGCCUCGGCGUGUGGUUCACGAGCCCAAUGGACGUUGUGAAGACGCGCAUUCAAAACAAGCGGUUUGGGGAGGGUCGCGUGACGGGCUGGAGCAUCGUGCGGGAGACCCUGCAACAGGAGGGGUUUAUGGCCUUUUACAAGGGCAUCUCCCCAAAGCUCAUCACCUCGGCCCCCCGCCUGGUCUUUUCCUACACCAUGACGCAGUUCUUCACUAAGCGGUUUCGUGGGGAGAAGCCCAAGUCAUCGUCCGCGCAACCAACAUGA